Botrytis cinerea B05.10 is the source of this 2743-nucleotide messenger RNA. RefSeq lists its product as hypothetical. Gene Ontology annotation, molecular function: amino acid transmembrane transporter activity. Bases 777 to 2438 code for a protein of 553 amino acids. The record is from RefSeq and is a predicted model, not a curated record. Gene Ontology annotation, biological process: amino acid transmembrane transport. Gene Ontology annotation, cellular component: membrane. The transcript is spliced from 2 exons. Lineage: Eukaryota; Fungi; Ascomycota; Leotiomycetes; Helotiales; Sclerotiniaceae.
GCGCUAACUGAGUUUAGUUAAGUCUCCUCGGUAAGCGGCUGCAAAAAUUUUCAUUUUCAGCGAAGUGAUGCGCAUACCGAUUUUGAAAUUUAUACAUCAGCUCACAGGCCAAGUAUUGGCCCUCUUUCAAAUCAGAUUAUCAAUAGAAUUGGACUUCUCGGGGUCAAUCGGUUUGAGUCGUUUGACAGAGUAGUAUUAUGUUGGGGUUAGAAGGCUACCAGUCAGAAGGGCAGGACUUAUCUUCCCAGAUGGAUGAUUCGGUCUUGAUGGGGAUAUUGGGGCCAGAUGCUAGGACAUGACGCUAGCUCGCACAAAUUUCUUUGGCAGACUAGAAUUUGCUAUAUGGAUGACUCUUCCCUUCUUAUGUCAACCGUUUUCUUCUUUUGAUUUCAUGCAUGCACUCUUUCUUGUUAAUAUUUUUGAAAUUUGUUGUACAUUUGCGUGAGAAUUGACCUCGAUUGUUUACGACCUUUAGAGUGGGUGAUUGGAAGUGCAUUGUGGUGAAUAUUCGCGGGAUAGGAGAGGAGUGAAGAGUUUCACGGAACUGUCUGUUACUGUAGCCUUUCGACGUAGUUUGAAAUCGUCGAGGUUUUCAGUUUCAGUCUUUUGCUGUUGAGUCUUUGCACUGUGUCCCAGGCCCGGUUUCGAGACGGUACACACAGCAGUAGCUGCAGCAAGGGAUUUCGGUGAGAGAAGGACAACGCAGCUUGGAACUUGGAGGAAGAUAUUACGUUUGGAAACCUCGAAACAGUUGCGCACGCGCAUUUUCUACCAACAUGGCUCCACAUAUGGAGAUGGACACAAUUCAGGCAACAAAUAAGGCCACAGGAGAUGACAAAAAAGAUUCGGCUUCGGGUCAUUCGUCGCAGGAUCCGGAGAAGGGUAUCCAGGUGGGCAGUGGGCCGGAGUUGCAGAGAAAGUUGAAGAGUAGACAUUUACAGAUGAUUGCCAUUGGUGGAACAAUCGGCACAGGUCUCUUCAUAGGAUCCGGAUCCGCCAUUGCUGAAUCUGGUCCAGCAGGUGCUCUCAUCGCAUAUGCAUUUGUCGGUACCCUCAUAUACAGUGUCAUGAUGUCAUUGGGAGAAAUGGCAACUUUCAUUCCCAUUCCCGGAGCAUUCACUCUCUACGCAGCACGAUUUAUCGACCCUUCGCUUGGAUUUGCCAUGGGAUGGAUCUAUUGGUUUUCCUGGGCCACCACCUACGCUCUUGAACUCACAGCCACAGGUCUCAUUAUACAAUACUGGGCGCCCCAACUCAACGUCGGCAUCUUUAUCUCUGUCUUCUUCGUCGUCAUCUCUGGCGUAAACUUUCUUCCUGUCAGCUUUUUCGGCGAAAUCGAAUUUUGGUUUUCACUCAUCAAGGUUGUCACCGUACUCGGUUUCCUCAUUUUUGGUAUUUGUAUCGAUGCUGGAGCAGGUCAACAAGGCUACCUCGGAUUCCACACUUGGGGAAAUCCAGGUGCAUUUGCACCAUACCUCGUUAAUCCCGAGAACCCUGUUUCCAAAUUCGUUGGGUUCUGGGCUGUACUUAUCCAAGCCGGAUUUUCAUACCAAGGAACCGAACUCGUCGGAAUUGCCGCUGGAGAAACCGAGAAUCCCAGAAAGAACGUCCCGGCCGCUAUUCGCAAGACAUUUUUCCGAAUCCUCUUUUUCUUCGUCGGAACAAUCUUCUUUAUCGGUCUCUUAAUUCCAUACGACAACCCUGAUUUAUUAUCCGGAAGCUCGGAUGCAUCCGCUAGUCCUUUCGUUAUUGCCGCCAAACUAGCUGGUGUCAAGACACUUCCAGGGCUUAUCAAUGCUGUGCUCCUCUUCGUCGUUCUCAGCGCCGCGAAUUCUAACGUCUAUUCCGGUUCUCGUAUUCUAGUUGGCCUCGCGGAAGGAAAUUGCGCGCCUAAAUGUUUCUUGAAGACAACUACAGGUGGAGUUCCUUAUUACGCUGUCGCGUUCACCUCUCUGUUUGGCCUUCUGGCUUUCAUGAAUGAGAGUUCUGGAGGUAAUAACGCAUUCGUUUGGAUCCAAAAUAUUUCUGCUGUCGCUGGAUUCAUUAGUUGGGCUUGCAUUUGCGGAUGCCAUAUCGCUUUUAUGAAGGCGCUCGCAGCCCGUGGUAUCAGUCGCGAUCGUUUACCUUAUAAAUCGAUGUGGCAACCGUGGUUCGCGUGGUAUGGAUUAGUAUUUACGGUUUUGAUCAUUUUCACCCAAGGAUUUACGGCUUUUAUUCCGGGAUUCCAGGUCAAAGACUUUUUCGUGGCUUAUGUCAGUUUGAUAUUAUUUGUGAUCGCUUAUUUGGGUCAUAAGAUUAUUUGUAAGACUAGAUUUGUGUCAAGUUUGGAGGCGGAUUUGGAUACUGGUUGUUUGGGGCUUGAGGAUGAAGGGGCCAUCGAUUGGGAAGCGGAAGAGCACAUGACUUUCAAGGAGAAGGUUGUUGAUUUCUUUUGUUAGGAGGCGCAGAUGGAAUGAUCAGGACUGAAAUCAAAUGGAGGUAGAAGGAGGUAUUUGAAUUCCUCCUUCUGGAAUUCCUCUGAUGAUUUGACGGUUAUGAACAUUGUACCUGGAGCUUUUCUGACAAGAGUUACGAAGCAGCUUUGUUUUUGAAAUAUUGGCUAUAGGAAUUGUAUUGAUGAGGGCGUUAUGAUGAAUGGGAAUGAUUUAGGAUGAGAUGAAACUUUAAUAUAUGGAGAUAAUUUAGAUGAUUAGGUAGAAAAAAUGAAUUCCUUAACUCUAACUUGGAUCUUAAUUGGACUUGA